AUGACUGUUCAAUCGGCGCUCGUGCCAAUCUCUCUCUUGGUGCUGGUUUCGGGCAUGGUGCACUGUAUGCCGUUGCUGACCCACCAGCGAAAUGACACACUGCUGGACCGUCGCUGGGAGUCCCUAUUUUCUAGGUCAAUGUCUAGGAUCCCGGGGGAGAGAAGAGAAACAAACCGGGAAAGUGACUAUUUGCUGGGUAUCAAGAGGCUGCGACGGCUUUACUGCAACGUGGGCAUUGGAUUUCAUAUUCAAGUUUUGCCAGAUGGCAGAAUAAACGGGAUGCACUCCGAGAACCAAUACAGUUUGUUAGAAAUCUCUCCGGUGGAAGUUGGCGUGGUGAGCCUAUAUGGUGUCAAUAGUGGACUGUUUGUUGCCAUGAAUGGAAAAGGCAAGCUAUACGGAUCAAAACAUUUUACGGACGACUGCAAAUUCAAGGAAACCCUUCUUCCAAAUAACUACAAUGCCUACGAAUCGAGGCGGUACCCCGGAAUGUACCUAGCUCUGGGCAAAAAUGGAAGGACAAAAAAGGGGAACAAAGUUUCUCCCACAAUGACGCUGACGCACUUCUUGCCUCGGAUCUGACAGCUCCAGACCUUGGAAAGGAGAAUCUGACCUUGAGAAAAGGGUGGGGGGUAUAAAGAACUAUGUGCACUUUCAAAGCAAAAGGCUGAUGUAAAAUAUUUAAUUUAAUAAUUUAAAUGUGUAUAUACGGUCAUGUUAAUUUAUAGCCGACUACUUUUUGUAUAAAAUGUAAUAUUUUAUUCCUUUUUUUUGUUGUUGUUUGGAAGGGGGUGGGGGGGGGGAUAAAACAUAGUCUAUUAUUAACUCUGAAGCUGCUGGAUGGGCCUACAAUGUGUUGCUAUGCAAUGUACUGGUGCCAUUGUUGAGCUGUUGGUCACCACUCCAGGUUGUCUACUGUUUACAAGCCAUACGUAUUUCUUGGCUCUAGCAGAUGAGAUGAAACAAGUGUUAGGCUGAAGCUACCAAUGAUGUUUCCUCCACCUCCAGUUACUGGUAGACCGAGGCCGUGUCAGCUUACGUCUUAUACAAGGUGCAGGGGGAGAGGACGACUCCAUGAAAUCUGUUUUUAGACCUGUCACUGCUGAACUCUGAACUUCUCCAGCAGUCAAUCUUUAGCUUGUGUCUCCAAAGGAGCACAUGUCUUUUUAACCCUUUUGUUGGCUAGCACUUAGCAACCCUGUUGAUUUAUCUGCUCGUUAAUUAACACAUAGCAAAAUGUGCUUCUUCUCUUGGUGCUAUUGUACGUAUUGGAUUUGAAGGAAGUCUUUACGAAUGACAUGGUAUUAGAAAAAAAGGGGCAAAAACAUCAAGACCACCGUAGAGGGAACUUGGCCUCCAUCCGACUCACAUUUCGAUUUUUGUGAUAUUGGUAAAAUUGAGCCAAUAUCAUUGGGUCACAGCUCUAAUUGCCAUCAUCAAUGAUUGUUGUUAUGUCUACAGACAUAGCUGGGCCUUUCCCCUCCAGAUUUAGUUCACUGCCCAAGUUUGUUGGCUCCUUCCCCCCCCCCCUGGACAAAUGCCCAGCCGGUCCACCCUAGCUACACCCCUGUGACCACCAAAAUAAGAAGGAGAAUCAGAGCAGAACACAAAGCUACUUUUUGAGAACGUGAGGACAAGACCUCUACGGUGAUGUCGCCUGCCUUGAGUUUGAUGAUGUCAUUGGCGCUUGUGGAGCCGUUUUGCUUUCUAUAGGAGGAUUUUUUUGCCGUUUUCUUAUGUUCAUUCCCGUCAAAGAGAUCAAACGUCUACCUCACUGUCUUGUCGGAGGACUCGUACCCUUGUCACCGUGCCCAGGUCCUCCGUUUUUCCAUAUGUGGCCAAAAUGUACCCCCAAGUAGAAGCCAGAGCUGUCUAUUUCACCCUUGUCACGUUUCAGCUAUCUUUACCCUGCGACUUACUUUUAGUAAGGAUAAUCAUGGCAAAAAUAUUUGCAGGCAGCUGUUGGUCGGCGCUAUAUGGUCGUGAAGUAACCUUAUAUGUUUCAUUAUAUAUAUAUACGUUGCAAAUGUACAGCCUGUUAUUAAGGACCAGAGGGUUCAUAAAACCGCUACCAGGACGAAAAUACUUUCUAAAUCCCUCUCAAUCCAGGAUUGGUUUGGUUUAUGGGCUGAAAUAUUGUAUAUCACCGAUCACUAUAACAGGAUAUAUACUGAUGGGCUACUUUAAUUGCCAAAUUCUUACUUACAUUCCUUAUUAACUCUUCCCUUCUGUAAUCGAACUUCAGUUUCGGACACUGCUGCUUAAAGAAUCAGGUGAAUUUCUAUUUUAAUUUUUUUCAUUUUGUGAGUCCUGUGCAGAUAAUCUGUUUACGUUAGGUUCACACUUAUUUUAAUUAUUUUUUUCUGCUCAAAAAAGUAUAUAUUUUUUUUCUUUUAUUUAUUUUUUCUUAUUUUAUUACUUUUUUUAAUGUAAAGAUAAAUCAUUCUGCUAAUUCUAAUGAAUUGCAAAGAAAAAUCAUAAGGGGAAAAAAAAAAAACACGUAUAAAUGUGAACCUAGAUGACGUAGUCAUGCAUCCACUGUACUAAUGAUGGCGAUUUUGCUACAAUUUAGGGUACUUUCACACUUGCG
Messenger RNA from Bufo gargarizans (Asiatic toad), 2590 nucleotides. RefSeq names its product fibroblast growth factor 4 (gene FGF4). Gene Ontology annotation, cellular component: cytoplasm. Gene Ontology annotation, molecular function: fibroblast growth factor receptor binding; growth factor activity. NCBI's taxonomy places the organism in Eukaryota, Metazoa, Chordata, Amphibia, Anura, Bufonidae. Gene Ontology annotation, biological process: positive regulation of gene expression; positive regulation of cell population proliferation; regulation of cell migration. The transcript has 3 exons. The record is from RefSeq and is a predicted model, not a curated record. The coding region runs from base 1 to 582 and encodes 193 amino acids.